Sinocyclocheilus anshuiensis is the source of this 6909-nucleotide messenger RNA. It is a transcript of the gene kmt2e, whose product is annotated as lysine (K)-specific methyltransferase 2E. Gene Ontology annotation, cellular component: Set3 complex; Rpd3L-Expanded complex. Gene Ontology annotation, biological process: regulation of DNA-templated transcription. Lineage: Eukaryota; Metazoa; Chordata; Actinopteri; Cypriniformes; Cyprinidae. The record is from RefSeq and is a predicted model, not a curated record.
GCGCGCAGUGACAGAGAGCCGAGCGGGGGUGAGCGGGGGGAGGCGGAGUCACGGCACUUCUGCCAGGGCCGCCAUUUUUGCACAGGGAAAAGAGACAGGAUUGAAGGGAUCCAGUUUCUAACUGUCGGCACAGAUACGGACAAAAUUAUCGGGCUUUAACAGACUCUAACUGUACUUUGGGAUUAGAGCACCACGAAGCGAAAUACAGGUGCGAAAUAGCGCGAUUUGUAAAGCUUUGUUACACACCUGCAGUGGAGAGCGAAGUAUUGUUUUGGUUGUGUGGUAACUGUUAGAUCAGGCGGCGGGGUCUCACCCGAGUCCCCCGUGUCUCUAUUCACAGUUAUUACAGUGGACAUCAACGGCCUUGUGGAUGCACUUAGAUGUGUGCAAUGAGUGCUGUGGCUGACAUGCCUCAGUGUUUUGGAUUGCUGUGCUCUGGACUCAGUAGGACAAGAGACUCCCAGCACAGCACGUCAUGAGCUUAGUCAUCCCAGUAGGGGUGGACACGGCAAACACCUCGUACCUGGACAUGGCUGCAGGCUCAGAACCAGAAUCUGUGGAGGCGAGCUCUGUGGUAGUUGAGAAGUCCAGCUACCCUCACCAGAUUUACAGCAGCAGCUCCCACCACUCCCACGGCUACAUCGGUCUGCCUUACGCCGACCACAAUUAUGGGGCUCGACCCCCACCCACCCCGCCGGCAUCCCCGCCUCCCUCGGUGCUGAUCCGGCCGGGCGAGAGUUUGUUUGUGUCCGGGGGUCGGCCAGGCGAGAACUUGUUUGUGCCUGGCGGCCAGGACGAGGCGUCGCGUGGCACCACGCUCAGCACCUCGGAAGACGGCAGCUACGGUGCUGACAUCACACGCUGCAUUUGCGGCUUCACCCAUGACGAUGGCUACAUGAUCUGCUGCGACAAGUGCAGUGUGUGGCAGCACAUAGACUGCAUGGGGAUCGACCGGCAGCACAUUCCCGAGACCUACCUGUGUGAACGCUGUCAGCCACGCAUCCUGGACCGAGAGCACGCCAUCCUACUGCAAACCAGGAAGAGAGAGAACAUGUCUGACGGGGACACCAGUGCUACAGAAAGUGGAGAUGAGGUUCCACUAGAGUUGUACACAGCGUUUCAGCACACCCCUACCAGCAUCACACUCACGACAGCACGUCUCGGUAACAAACAGGCAGAUAAGAAACGAAAGAAGAGUGGAGAAAAGGAGCCCCCGGCUACAACCAGGGCCAAGAAGUCAUUCCGUGAAGGCUCUAGAAAAUCGUCUAGAGUAAAGGGCUCAGCUCCCGAGUGUGAGCCAACAGAUCCUCCCUCUCUUUGGGAGAAUAAGAUGAAGUCGUGGAUGGAGCGCUAUGAGGAAGCCAGCAGUAACCAGUACAGUGAAGAAGUGCGGAUACUGCUAAGAGUAAAAGAAGCCAGAGAUGGCAAAACGCUGGCCUACAAUACACACACCGCAGCCUUCAAACCACCUGUUGAGAGUCACGUACAGAAGAACAAGCGCAUUCUUAAGGCUGUUCGGGAUUUGGCUGCCGAUUCGCUCAUAAUCGAGUACAGGGGGAAAGUCAUGCUACAACAGCAAUUUGAGGCCAAUGGUUACUUCUUUAAGAGGCCGUACCCUUUUGUAUUGUUCUACUCUAAGUUUGACGGGUUGGAAAUGUGCGUGGACGCACGGAGUUUCGGCAACGAGGCCCGAUUCAUUCGUCGCUCCUGCACCCCCAACGCUGAGGUGCGCCACGUAAUCGAGGACGGCAUGCUGCAUUUAUACAUUUACUCUCUGAGGUCCAUCUCCAAAGGGAGUGAGAUCACCAUUGGCUUUGAUUAUGACUACGGCAGCUGUAAAUAUAAGGUGGACUGUGCGUGUGUGAAAGGCAAUCAGGAAUGCCCUGUGCUCAAGCAUAACAUGGAACCCACAGAGAAUCUGGGCUCUAGCACACGACGGCGCAGCCGCAAGGACAAAGAACCGUCGCGGGACGAGAGCGGACAGAACCAGAACCUCACUAUGGACUGUGACGGGCCCAAGGGGAAAUCGCUCAAUGACGGCAAACAGAGAAAACUCUCUCCACUCCGGCUCUCCAUAUCUAACAAUCAGGAUCCUGAGUUAAUAGAGGAUCUAGAAGAGAAAACCUCCAUUAGCAAUGAAGUAGAGAUGGAGUCAGAGGAGCAGAUUGCAGAAAGGAGGAGGAAGAUGGGCGGCCCGGCAGAGGAGUCCCAUCGUCACGGCGCAGGGGCUUCCUGCUGCAGAGCUCUGAGAAACAAGGAGACACGUGAAGAGAGGAAGAUGGAGGCCAUUCUGCAGGCAUUUGCUCGUAUGGAGAAAAGAGAAAAGCGGAGGGAGCAAGCGUUAGAAAGGAUCGGCACCAAAGGGGAAGUUGGUGGACACAUCGAGAUUAAGGAAGAGCCUCCUGCUACACCAGAGGCUGAAUCUCCUGUCAUAUUACAGCCCAUGAUAGAGGUAGUGAAGGAGGAGGAGCCUUGUCUGAAGCCAGCAAAGGUGAGCCGGAACAAACAGAGGAAAAGCUUCUCGCGGAACCGCACACACAUAGGACAGCAGAGGCGGAGAGCGCGAACAGUCAGCACCUGCUCUGACUUGCUGCCCAGUUCCCCUGGUGAUGCUUUAGAGCCCUUAACAACACAGACUCAUGAUGGAGAGACGCCCUCGGCCCCUGAGGCUGAUGCUCCACCGUCACGUGACCCUGACACCAGCCCACCCCACAGCGGCUCACCUGCCCCGCCUUGCCGCAGUGGACAGAAGUACCCCAAAACUAAAAAGCACUUAGUGAGCGAGUGGAUGGGUGUUGACAAACAGGAACGGGGAGCUUCUCAGACUCCGGAGCCUCCCCCUGAGAGGCCGUUGCGGAUCAGUAGUGAUCCUGAGGUCUUGGCCACACAGCUGAACUCUCUACCGGGCAUGGCCUGCAGUUCACACGUCUACAGCACGCCUAAACACUAUGUCCGCUUCUCCUCUCCUUUUCUGGCCAACCGUAGCCCCAGCACUCUGGGAGUGCCCACGGGGCGGCGGCGCUCAAGAGAAAUGCCUGAAACAUCACCUACCACUGGUUCCUGCAAGAAGCGCUGGCUGAAGCAAGCUUUAGAAGAGGAGGGCUCCACCAGCCCAGGUGAAGGGCGCCCUUCUCUGCUGAUGCCUAGUGAUAGCCCUCUCAGCCCCUCUAUAAACGGCGAGUCCCACAGCCCUUUACCUCUCAACGGCAGUUGCUCACUACCAGAGUUGCCUACCCCGUUGAAGAAAAGGCGCUUAUGUUCACUCGAUCCCUGUAUGUCAGAGACUUCCACACCAUACGGGUCUCCUUGUGCCACCCCAACCCGAACAGAGUCAACAGAAGCACCAAGCACGCCCCUGCUGCUUACCACGCUAGAUGUUUGUGAUUGCAGUCUCUCUAAAAGGAUUCUUAAACAAUUAAAACCUAAUCCAGUGAUCUUGAGCGAGAUCGAGUCGUCUAUGGACAGUUCUCCAGAUGUUAGCCGAAGGCCCAGUACACAAGACGUUGAACGACCUCCUUCGCUGUUGGCAUCUCCCAGCGUGAGAAAUGCAGGCUCUGAUACGGCUCCACAGGAUCUGGGGUCUCUGAGUCCUCAGCCCUCCCAUGCUGAGCCCCAGGAUGCUGCGGUAGAUGAAGGCAUGGAGAUUGACGGUGGAGGUUCAGAAGUUGCCUCUGCACCCGAGACACAAGCCUCCUCUUACCCUCCCUGGAUGAAGAGUCCAGACCGAGGUGGCCUCUCGUUUUCCCCAGUGAACUCUAAUCUGAGAGACCUCACCCCUUCUCACACCUUAGAGAUGGGGGCAUACAGGCCAGAUUCAACCUCCGCUGGCCCCUUCAGUGAGGCGGCGCCCUUCUAUUCCUGUAAUGAGGAGAGCAGCAGCGUGACCUUUACUCGCUCACUGAGUGGUGAUGGCACAGGGGAGGGAGGAGCUGCAAAGAACCCACAGAAGAAAAAGGUGUCUCUUCUGGAGUACAGGAAACGUCAGCGUGAGGCACGGCGAAGUGGCUCCAAGGGAGAGUGUGGCUCCCCUGUUUCCACGGCACCACCAGUAGAUGUAUUCCCUGUCGCAGUGGAAGUGGUCCCUGAGCCACCUGUUCUCACAGCAGCGCCAACCCCCAGGACUCCUCAGCACAGCGAGGAGCCAGACGCCCCACCUCAGGGGGAGAGAGAUGGAGAAGGGCAGUGGACAUCUUCAACGUCAGUAGAGCAGGCCAGGGAACGAAGCUACCACAGGGCCUUGUUGUUGAGUGACCAUCGCAAGGAUGCAGACGGUGGAGAGUCAGAGGGUGGCGACUCCCAGGUGAAGGAAUGCCCUUCUCCCAAGAGCUGCAAGAGCCCCUCGACACAUGCACCUUGUUCUCCAGCACCCCAGACUGUGUCUCGACCAUCCAAAGAGGAAGAUGGUGAAGCACAGCCUUGUGGUCCUUCUCAGCCUCAGGCACUGUCCGUCCAGCAGUCCAGCACCAAGACUUCGAGCUCCAAACCAGCCACUCUAACACCAGUCUGCACCAGCCAACCCCUCAAUAACCCCUUCCACUUAUCAACAAACUGCAUUACCCCCUCCUCCACCACCACCUCCCCAACAAACUCCUCCCACACAGACCCCGCCCAAUCCGAGCGUCUCACAGAUCGCUGGUGGUAACCGAGGACCUACCCCUUCGUCCGUCCCCUUUCACAGUACCGGAUACUUGGGCACAGGAUGGCACUGACCACACCACUUAACCCGCCCCCUAAACAAACUUGCUCAGAGAGGGGCAGAGCUACAUUGUGUAACAUAGGCAACACAGCACCACUGUAAAUAUUUUCUAUGUACCUUUUCACAAAGGCUAAUGGAAACCAGUGGGUGAAAAGGGUACAUUUUAAAAAGAAAAACGAGAAAUGCAGAACUGUAUCAGUAGACUUUGUGUAAAAGAUGAUGGUUAAUGAACCCUGGUGCUCACCACUUACCUAGAAUCAUCACUCACACCUCUCUCCUUCCCAUAACCUUGUACUGCCAUCCUGUCUUUUCCAGACGUCGUUUUUUACUUUUAAUGUUUUAAUUCAUUUUAAUCGCCCUUUCCGGUCUCUUCCCGUUGAAUCCUUCCUCUAUCCUCCCAGUGCAAUGCAAUGGGACAUUCCAGUUUCCUCCUUACCUUUCCCUGUUCUUCCCGUUUCUCACAGUUUUUUCACUCAUUAGUUAUUUGUUUUAUCUAGUGGCUCAUUAUAUAGCAAAAAGGUUUUGUAUAGAGAAAAAAAAUACAGAAUUAUUAUUUUUUUUAUUCCUCCAUGUAACAAAAAUAUCUGUGCACCGCUGCAGAAAUUCAGAGGAGACCUUUCUGAUAGGCCGCUUCACUGCCCCAGGAGACUGCACUUGUGUGAAUGAGCGAGUCUGUGUGCAUUGAGUGUGUUUUUAAGCGGAAGGGAGCGUGUAUGCUUGCAUGCCGCCCGCAUCCGUGUGCAUAUUUGAAGUGCGCAUGAGAGACGGAAAGCAAAUACGGCGCAGACAGAUGUGUGCUGUUCUCUUUGGCAGCUUUAGAAAGAGAGGUCCUUCCUGUAGGGGUAAGCGGUUUAUUUUUGAAUAUCAAUGUUUAUUUGUAGAAAGUGUAAUUUAAUGUAUAGGUGGUUACUCCAGCUUUCUCCAGAAACAGUUGUAAAUAUUGGCUUCUUUUCUUUUCUAUGCUUGUAUAAUUCGCUCCCAUCCCCAUUUUGGAAUAUGGUUGUAAAUACAAGCUCUCUUGACAAAAAUGCUGAAUGUUUCUGUGACUGUAGCACUAUUUUUAUUUCUUCCUGUUUUUUUUUUUUUUUUUUUUUUUUUUUUUUUUUUUACUGUUUGUGUGCGUGUAUGUGUAGGACAGGCUCACAAGACACAGCACUGGUUGGCUAUUUUCAUGGUUCAUUAUAAUAAAUCACUGUAAUGACAGUUUUAUACCAACCGAAUCGUCCUGUGUGUUUUACUGGGGGUUUGAUGUUUACAUGUUCCUAAUGUGAGUUUUUCUUUCACUGUGAAGGUGUCUGUGUGAAGAGGUUCUGCAAUGAAGGUUUGAAGAGACUGCUGUUGCGGAGACCUAUCUCGAGGUUUCUGUUUAUUGACCACUAUUAUUGUCAUUAUAUAAAAUAUAAACCUAGUUGUUUUUUUUCUCAGUAUCUGAUAGAUGCUUCAAAGAAACGAGUUUUUAUGACCAAUCAGAAUGAAAGCAGACUUAAGAAACCCAAUCGGAAUGAAGGAAGAAAGAUUACAUGACCAAACAACAUCAAGCCAGAGGUUACAAUCAACCGGAAUGAAGGUUUGCCAUGUUGAAGACUGAAGCAGCUGUCAGAACUUCAUCCAGCAUUGUCCAAACUCUUCAGUUAUCCAAGAACGGAGGGAGUGGCACAAGGUACACAUUUCCUGUGGGCUUUUGCUUUUUGAAACCACAUCCUCCAGGUUUUCCAAUGACAUUUUUUCUUUUUGAUUGGUGAUCCUAGGCUGUUCAUUUGUCUUGGUGGGACAGAAUGAUAAUACCAAGAGUACAAAACGGUACCAGCUGAGAACAUCAUAAUUAUGGCACGCAUAACUAUACAGCACCAACAUUGCCGAGAAGGAAAUAUCGAAUUGGAGACAUACAGAAAUUCAACAUAUACACUCAGUACAUAAUACUUAAAACACUCUCCUACUUCUUUAUAUACUUGGCCUGUGCACAAUUACUAAUGGCAGAGAUGUCUGCCCCUAAUUUUGACACUUAUUUUUUAAAAAUAUAUUAACAGUGAACUCUCAACUUCUGUUUACAUACCCCUUUUAAACAAUGUUGGAUAGGGUUGUUGAAAUAAUUGUACAUUUUGAAACCCGAUAAAUGAUCACUAGCCUUUAAAUUGGCUCUCAUUUAAGUGGUCAGGAUUCAGUGUCCCAUUUUGCUGCCUUUUUUUUUUUUUUUUUUGGUCCAGGGAUGGAAG